This is a messenger RNA of Chelonoidis abingdonii (Abingdon island giant tortoise), 2010 nucleotides long. RefSeq names its product cyclin Pas1/PHO80 domain containing 1 (gene CNPPD1). Gene Ontology annotation, biological process: regulation of cyclin-dependent protein serine/threonine kinase activity. Gene Ontology annotation, molecular function: cyclin-dependent protein serine/threonine kinase regulator activity; protein kinase binding. The record is from RefSeq and is a predicted model, not a curated record. NCBI's taxonomy places the organism in Eukaryota, Metazoa, Chordata, Testudines, Testudinidae. Gene Ontology annotation, cellular component: cyclin-dependent protein kinase holoenzyme complex; nucleus.
GCCCCGCCGCGGUACGGACCGGGCCCCCAGCACCCCGGGAUGGAUCUGGACGGGCUGCUGCUGGACGAGGAGGGGACCUUCUCCCUGAGCGGCUUCCAGGAGUUCACGUUUCUGCCAGGGCACCAGCAGCUGAGCGAGAGGGUGCGGAAGCGCUUGUAUUAUGGCUGGGACAAAGACUGUAGCCUGGACAAUCUCUCCAGCCCGGUGGCCGACAUCGCCGUCGAGUUGCUCCAGAAAGCAGCUCCCAGCCCCAUUCGCAGGCUGCAGAAGAAAUACGUUUGCCACGUGUCUCGGGAAGCCUGCAUCUCGCCCUGCUCCAUGAUGCUGGCUCUGGUUUACAUCGAGAGACUCCGGCACCGAAACCCCGAGUAUCUGCAGCAGAUCUCCUCCUCGGACCUCUUCCUGAUCUCCAUGAUGGUUGCCAGCAAGUACCUGUAUGACGAAGGGGAGGAGGAGGAGGUGUUCAAUGACGAAUGGGGCUCAGCCGGCAAGGUGGGGGUGCAGACCAUUAACACGCUGGAGAUGAACUUCCUGAGCGCCAUUGACUGGACCCUCUACACUGACCCCAAGGAGCUGUUUGAAGUGCUGAGCUGGGUAGAAGGAUGCGUGGCAAGGAGACAGGGCACCCAGCGUGGCUGGUUCACCUACACGGACCUGUGCGUCCUGCUGGAGCAGCCCCUCUGGCAGCAUGCGCUGGGCCAGUUCUACCAGCAAGUGGCGAAGCUGGCCUGCUUGCUGGGCGUGAUGUACCUGACUGGCAUUGCUGCAGUCUUCGCCUCUGUCACUGUGGUGCACCAGGUCAUGUGUGUGAGGAGUGCCGGCCCCACUGCCCUCCGGCCUCUGCUGUUCCCCAUGGAUGGUGGGUGCCCGCUGGGCUCUGGGGCACCCCUUGCCCCCUGUGUCACUCAGCUGCCAGAUCCUGGGCUUGGGCUGCCUGACCCCCUUUCCCCCUCUGGCUCCGUUAGCAGCUCCUGUUGCCUGGUGGAGAACGAGACGGUGGAGGAGCAGUGCUGCCCUGGUGGUGGGGUGACGGCCACAGCACUGUACCUGUGGGGCAGCAUGCUGACGGCACUGUCCUACACGGAGGCCCCAGGCUCUGCCAUGCACACUAGUCCCCAGCAAGUGCCCCCUCUCUGCCCAAACUGCCUGAAACUCCGCAGAGGGCGCAGCACCUGUGAGAGAUCCAACCGCACGAGCCCCAGCCGCCCCUUCACCCCGCCUGCCCCCUUUGGACUCGGCCUGGACCUCGCUCACCCGGCGCUCUGCUGCAGUGGCUGCUCGUCUGGCCCCAGCUGGGGCUGGCAUCUGUCUGCAGCCCUCAGCCCCCAGGACUGGCCCGACCCCCUGGCACUGAAGCAGUGCUCCUUCGAGGCAGCCAUGGAUCUGGGCAGAAUCAAGACCUUCAUCUUCCCCAGCUAGGGCUGGCCUAUGAGGCUGGGAGGGCCAGGCCCCCGCGUUAGUCCCAAGCUAGCGUUUGUACUUUGUGGGUUGGGCUUCUCUUCACCAGACCCUUCAGGCUUUACUGGGUUGUGGGGCUGCCUGGGGCUGGCAUGGGGGCUUGGCGGCUGUGGGGUGCAGCGACAUUGCGGGGGGAUUAGGGUGCCCACAAGCAGGGGUGCCAGUCUGGGGAGGGCAAUGCUUACCCACACCUAUUGCUACCUCCCAGUGAAGCUGGAAUCUCAGCCCCCUGCUGCAUUGGGCAGCGUGGAGAGUGAGGGGAGUUGGGGGGUACAUGAGGCUCUGGGCCUGUGGGCUGCACAAUGGAGGGUCCGGGGUGGGGACACGCCCUCAUGGGACUGUAAGCUCCAGAGGGGAGUUAGGGGCCUGACAGCCCGGAGUGGAUCUGCUGGGCGUGGGGGGAAGGGGCUGGUUCUGCUGCCCAGCCUUACCAGCUGUGCCAGCUCUCGCCUUGCCCAGCACCAGCUGUUUUUAUGCUGGAUUUUAAAUCUGUUUUUCACUCUUUUGUAGCUGAAAAUCUCUUCUAAUAAUAAAGGUAGCUCUGGCCGUGCG